Messenger RNA from Heterotrigona itama, 3997 nucleotides. The record is from the annotation of a GenBank genome assembly. Lineage: Eukaryota; Metazoa; Arthropoda; Insecta; Hymenoptera; Apidae.
GUAAAUUUGUACCUACAAAAGUAUUUAAAUAUUGUAUGAAAGAAAAACAUUUAGAAAUAAAAAAUAAACCAGAGUGUUUACAUUUAUAGAUUUCGUUGAUAAUAAAUUAUUAAUUGAUAAUAAAUAUAUAGUGUUAUUAAAUGUCACAAUUAAAAUGUUCAUAGAUGCAAUAACUUUCGGUAUUACCAACUGUCAUUUAGUGCUUGUUCAAUUCGAUAUUACGUUACAUUAAAUAAAUAAAUAGUUACGUUGCAUGAUUUCAUUUUUCAUAACCAAAAACAUUGUAAUGGGUACUAUUAAGUGAACAAUAUGAAUGAAAAAGUGUUUUUAAAAUUUUGAGGUUAGCAGGUUCAGGUUAGAUUGGCAAUGUGCUGUGAAACUAUUCGUGGCAUCCGCUUCCAGACUGCAUUUACUUGUCGCUCACAUGUGUCGGUUGUGUGCUGAAAAUAUUUUCAUCUAUUUAUUGUGAAUAUUUAUUAACUUAUUAGUAAAAAUGAAUAUUUCAACGAACGAGGGCAAUCCGAAUACCUUAAAAUUAAUAAUUGCAGCUAAAUUUGCUCAGCAAACUGUUACUGUAAAAACGGUACAACCAAAAGCGAGCUAUUUGGGCCGUUUACCUUCUAUUGAAUUUCCAUCUGGGUUAAUAUUAUUUAGUACCAAUGCAGCAAUGCAGCUCAUAAUACCUUUAUCUGAAGAAUUUAAAAUUGUUAAUAAUAAAUGGUUGGAAUGGGAAAUAUCUCAGUUACAGCCAGCUAUAACACUUUAUGGUAGUACAGGAAUUUACAAAACUUCACAAAAAUCAUGUUUAUGGUCGUUAUUAAAAGAACUUAAUAAUGCAUUAAAAGACAAGCAGUACUUAAUUAAGGGUAAUAAUGACUUAUCAUUGGCAGAUAUAUGUAUUUGGGUAACUCUAUGGUCUACUAUAAUGGUCACAGAAAUUGGGAAUGAAUUAAAUAAAGAAUAUUUAUCAAUUAAAAAUUGGUUAUCCAAUAUAGAAUUGCUUACAGUUAUUCAGGAUUCUAUCAAAGAAUAUAGUUUUGAGAGAGGCUUAAAAGCAAUUUUAAGUAUUGAAGCUGCAUCUUGGUUUCCUGUUAAUGCUAUUUUAAAUUCUAAACCUUCUAAACCGGCUGAUCUUAGUCCAACAAAAGAGAAAGAAAUGGAAGCUGUUAAUCAGGAAGAAAUACGGAAUAUUUCAAAUAAUUGGUCUUCUAAAUCAUAUCCUGAUGUAAAAAAUUUUCCUUAUCCUGUGUUGCCAAAAAAAGGUGAAAAAAAUAUCUUAAUAACAUCAGCAUUACCUUAUGUUAACAAUGUUCCUCAUUUAGGAAACAUUAUUGGUUGUGUUCUUUCUGCCGAUAUUUUUGCCAGUGGUACUGAUGAAUAUGGUACUGCUACAGAAGCUAAAGCUUUGGAAGAAAAAACAACACCUCAGAAUAUUUGUAAUAAAUUUUUUGACAUACAUAAUGAUGUCUAUCGAUGGUUUAAUAUAGGAUUCGACUAUUUUGGUCGUACAACUACACCAGAACAAACAGAAAUUGUGCAGUCAUUUUUUUUGAAAAUUAAAUCAGAAGGAUACAUAUUAAGUGAAAGUGUAGAUCAGCUUUUAUGCGAAUCUUGUGAUAGGUUUCUGGCAGAUAGAUUUGUAGAAGGAACCUGUCCAAGGUGUAAAUAUGAAGAUGCACGUGGUGAUCAAUGUGAUGGAUGUGGUCAUUUAGUGAAUGCAACGGAUCUAAUAUCACCACGAUGUAAAGUGUGUGGCAAUAGGCCUAUUGUUAAAAAGUCGCAACAGUUCUUCUUGGAUUUACCUAAGUUAGAAAACAAGUUAAAAAAAUGGUCCUCAACAGUAGAAAAAGGAUGGUCAAGUGUUGCAAGAGUGGUUGCAAAACCGUGGCUACGUGAUGGACUUAAACCACGAUGUAUAACGAGAGACUUAAAAUGGGGAAUACCCGUUCCGAUAGAAGGGUUUGAAAAUAAAGUAUUUUACGUUUGGUUCGACGCUCCUUUUGGUUAUAUCAGUAUUACAAAAAAAUAUACAAAGGAAUAUCAACAGUGGUGGAAGCCUAAAGAUAUACAAGUUGAUCUAUAUCAAUUUAUGGCAAAGGACAACGUUCCAUUUCAUGCAAUCAUGUUCCCUGCUUACUUAUUAGCAGCUAAUGAAGAUUAUACAUUAUUGAAGCAUUUAAUGGCAACAGAAUAUCUCAAUUAUGAAGAUACAAAAUUUUCUAAAUCGAGAGGUAUUGGAGUGUUUGGUACUGAUGCUAGAGAUACGGGUAUACCAGCUGAUGUUUGGCGAUUUUAUCUUGCAUACGUUAGACCCGAAACGCAAGAUUCAAAUUUUAAUUGGGCAGAUUUAGCAACCAAAAAUAAUAGCGAAUUAUUAAAUAAUUUUGGAAAUUUUGUUAAUAGGGCUUUAGUAUUUGUGGAAAAAUAUUUUGAGUCUAAAAUACCAACAAUAGAACUUCAAGAAGAUGACUUAAUAUUACUAGCAUUGGCUCAACGUGAAUUAUCAUCUUAUAUUCAUGCUUUAGAGCAAGCUAAAUUACGCGAUGGUUUGAAACAUGUUUUAGCGAUUUCAAAGCAUGGAAAUCAAUAUAUGCAAUUCCAAGAGCCAUGGGUGAAAAUCAAGGGAAUUGAUAACGAUAAAAGAAGAGCUGGAACGAUCAUCGGUAUUUGUUGUAACAUGGCAUGCCUUUUAUCAUCUUUAUUGGCUCCAUUCAUGCCAUGUACAGCUCGCGAAUUAAGAUCGCAAUUAGGAUUGCAAACUAACAAUUAUGGCUAUAUCCCUGAUGAUAUUACAAGCAUACUUCCCACAGGACACAAAAUUGGCAAACCAUCUCCUCUGUUUAAAAAGAUAGAGGAAAAAGAUGUAGAAACAUUAAGAAAGAAGUAUGCUGGUAAACAAGAUACUACAAAUAGCGACGAACAUGGUGAUGUCAAGUCUUUAGAUAGUGCAAUCGCAGAACUGGAUAAUAAAGUUAAAGAACUAAAGGCCAAGCACGAUAAAAGCGGAUGGCCAUCUAAGCAAGUUCAGAUUUUCGUAGAUUUAAAAAAUAAACUUUCUGACCUUAUAAGUGAAAAAAAUAACGAACCGAAAAGUAAAAAUCCUGAGAAUUUUGUACCUGAACAAAAUGGAGAUAUUUCAAUGGACGUAGCAAGUUUGGAAGCAGCUAUCACCAAACAGGGCAAUCUUGUACGUCAAUUGAAAGCUAAAGAAGAAAAAUCAGUAUGGCAACCAGAAGUAGAAAAAUUAUUGAAAUUCAAAAAACAAUUAGCAGAUCUCACUGGAACAACUCCAGCUCCGACUGACAAAAAAUCGAAAAAAAAGAAAUAAACAGAUUAUUAAACAAUAUGUAUACAAUUCACAUUAUUAAAACCUAUAAAGGUUUUAUAUAAUAAAUAAUAAUUGUACAUUUUUUAUUAUAACAUACGCACUUUGGAAUAAUACCACAUAGUAUUUUUCACAUUUAAAUAAUGUAAUCUAUAGUUUAUUUAAUAAAAUUAAUUUAUACAUCGAGCAUAAAGUUAUAAAAUUUUAACAAUUUUUGUUAUACGUUUCUUUUUUGACGUAAAAUAAAAAAAUAACAUAAUUCAUUUAAUUAAAACAAAAUUUAUUUUUUAAAAACUAUAUUUUUUUUGGUAAUUAGAGCUUUUUUUGUCUUUACCAUAGUUUUGAUUUGUGGUACAAUAUUUUUCUGAUUACGUUUUUUUACUCGAUUUUCAGAUUCUUUUAUUUGUUUCUGCUUUCUCUGCAUUAUGUGAAAAACUAUAUUCUCCAUAAAACAAAUGACAGCUGAUAAAAUAAUGCCAAAACAUAAGACAAGUAUAAUUGGUAUCAUUUCAUGUAUUGUCACACUUGAUACGUAAUGCUUAUCUUUGUUACAAUAAGGUUUUCUGUAACUCCAGCGUAACACUUCUCGCUUUCGAAUUCCCGAAGUAUAUAUUCGAAUAAGGCUAUAAUAAUAUAAUUACUAAUUCAAUUGGAAAAAUAUACAGUACACAC